CAAUUCGAACAAAUUUUAACUUUUUUUUCAAAUUAUGAUUACUAAAUUUCAGUUUGGUUACAAGUGUAUCUUUACCCUAGCGUCGACAUGGCUUACGCCGCGGAGUCGGACUCAGGUUUAGAUUUGGCUUCAACUACGAGGCAAGUCAAAUUGGAGAAAGAAAGCGAGCUGAGAAUCGAAGUCGGUAACGAUGCGCCGCUGCGUCUUCGGCUUCUUAACGGCAGCGCCGAGAUUUACGGAACUGAAUUACCUCCCGAAAUCUGGCUCACUUUCCCUCCACGUCUUAAAUUUGCAGUUUUUACAUGGUAUGGAGCCACAGUUGAAAUGGAUGGCAUAACUGAAACUGAUUAUACAGCAGAUGAGACUCCCAUGGUCAGUUAUGUAAAUGUACAUGCUGUGCUUGAAGGGCGGAGAAACUGUGCCAAAGCAUCUGCAUCAAAGUGCUCUGAUACUUCUCUGGGUCCUAGGGUAAUUGUUGUGGGACCUACAGAUUCUGGAAAGAGCACCUUUUCAAGGAUGCUGCUUAGUUGGGCAGCUAAACAAGGUUGGAAACCUACUUUUGUGGACUUGGAUAUUGGCCAAGGAUCCAUAACAAUUCCUGGAUGUAUUGCUGCUACUCCAAUUGAAUUGCCCAUUGAUCCGGUUGUAGGGAUUGCACUUGAAAUGCCCCUUGUUUACUUCUUUGGGCACACAACUCCAAGCAACAAUGUAGAUUUGUACAAAGUGCUUGUGAAUGAGCUUGCACAAGUAUUGGAGAAACAAUUUACUGCUAAUGUGGAAUCUCGAGUGGCAGGGAUGGUGAUCAAUACCAUGGGAUGGAUAGAAGGUGUUGGAUAUGAGUUAAUUCUCCAUGCAAUUGAUGCAUUCAAUGCCAAUGUUGUCUUGGUAUUGGGUCAGGAGAAACUUUUCAGCAGGCUGAGGGAUGUAUUAAGGAAAAAGCCUAAUGUUGAUGUUGUGAAACUUCAAAAGUCAGGUGGUGUUGUUUCCAGGAAUGCAAAAGUCCGUCAGAAGGACAGAAAUUAUAGGAUAAGGGAAUACUUUUAUGGCCUCACAAAUGAUCUCUCCCCAUAUGCUAAUGUUGCAAAUUUCAGUGAUUUGCUUGUCUAUAAAAUUGGUGGCGGACCACAGGCACCUAGAUCAGCUCUACCAGUUGGUGCAGAUCCUGUUGCCAGCCCUCUGAGAUUAGUGCCUGUGAAUAUUGACCGGGAUUUGCUGCAUUCAGUUCUUGCUCUUUCUUAUGCCAAAGAACCUGAUAAACUUCUCUCAAGCAAUGUCGCCGGUUUUAUCUAUAUCACAGAAAUCGACUCACAGAGGAAGACAGUUACAUAUCUUGGAGCAUCAGCAGGGAAUUUUCCAAGCAAAUAUCUGCUCAUGGGAACUUUGUCAUGGCUUGAAACAUGAAGCAUCUUCACGACAAAACCAGACACGGUUUGAUCAUAUAGUACUCAAAACACAGUUCUCUUUUCCAUAACUAAAUGCAAAUUGUUUUGGUUUAGCUUUAUAACCUUGUUCAAGAUGUAACUAGGGUUUCGCCGCCUUCUGUAUAGUAGUUAAAACGCACAAGCUUCUUCCUAAAAUGUACACUGUUAUUCAAUCAGUUAAUCCUUUUAGAAGUUACAAAUUUCUUAGCCGAUUUUGUUCUCAGUUGAAAACUCUGCCAUUUUGUUUUCAUCUUACUA
Messenger RNA from Pistacia vera, 1679 nucleotides. Its product is annotated as protein CLP1 homolog. Gene Ontology annotation, molecular function: polynucleotide 5'-hydroxyl-kinase activity. Gene Ontology annotation, cellular component: mRNA cleavage factor complex; nucleus. The coding region runs from base 88 to 1401 and encodes 437 amino acids. The record is from RefSeq and is a predicted model, not a curated record. The transcript is spliced from 10 exons. Gene Ontology annotation, biological process: tRNA splicing, via endonucleolytic cleavage and ligation. Lineage: Eukaryota; Viridiplantae; Streptophyta; Magnoliopsida; Sapindales; Anacardiaceae.